CUUCGCAGGCUCACUUUCAGACCACCCCAUUUCAUCCUCUGCUUCAACAGCAUCGACCCACGAAAAUUGGGCAGCUUCAGAAUCCAUUGCAUGUCCAACGGGAAUCGAUCAGAGGAACUCAAACAUCAGCAUAGUACUCUUGUCAAUUCCUAUAUGUCAACCAAUGGAUAUAAAAAGAAACUUGGAAGUUUAAUUGCUGUGAUCCUUGUGGUUGUCCAAAUAUCUUCUCCGCUUCCUUUGGUUGGUUGGGAGUUUUGGCCUAUAUCACCUGCAAAUGCAGUUCUUUAUUCUCCAGACACCAAGGUUCCCAGAACAGGAGAAUUAGCUUUAAGGAGGGCUAUACCUGCAAACCCAAGCAUGAAGGCCAUGCAGGAUUCUCUGGAGGAGAUACUGUACUUGUUGAGAAUUCCACAGAGAAAGCCUUAUGGAACCAUGGAGGGAAAUGUGAAAAAAGCUCUAAAGAUAGCAACAGAUGAAAAGGACUCAAUUUUGGCAAGUGUACCCGCAGACUUGAGGGAGAAGGGUUCCACCUUACAUGCAUCUCUUAUUGAUGGAAAGAAUGGAUUGCAAGUUCUUCUUGGAUAUAUAAAGGAUAAGGAUGCAGAUAAAGUAUCUGUGGCCCUUGCAUCUUCACUGGAUACCAUUGCUGAGCUGGAGUUAUUACAGGCUCCAGGCCUCUCAUUCUUGUUGCCCGCGCAAUACCAGAGUUACCCAAGGCUUACAGGGAGAGGAACUGUUGAAUUAACCAUUGAGAAGGGUGACGGUUCAACAUUUGCUCCAGAAGCCGGUGGUGAACCGAGAAAGACAGCCACUAUUCAGGUUGUUAUAGAUGGAUAUUCAGCACCGUUAACAGCGGGUAAUUUCGCAAAACUGGUAAGUGAUGGGGCAUAUGAUGGGGCAAAGCUCAGCUCGACUGACCAAGCUGUUCUCUCAGCUAGUGGUUCUGACAAGUACAGUGGUCCUAGUGUUCCUCUAGAAAUAAAGCCAUCUGGGCAAUUUGAGCCCUUAUACAGAACAAAAUUAGAUGUGCAGGAUGGGGAAUUGCCAGUUCUUCCUCUAUCUGUUUACGGAUCAGUUGCGAUGGCACAUAGUGAAGCCUCUGACGAGUACUCAUCACCAUAUCAAUUUUUCUUCUAUCUUUAUGAUAAAAGAAAUGCUGGCUUGGGAGGAUUAUCGUUUGAUGAAGGAGAAUUCUCAGUUUUUGGAUACACAACAGUAGGAAAAGAUAUUCUUUCACAGAUAAAAACUGGCGACGUGAUUCGAUCAGCAAAGCUGGUCGAAGGUCAAGAUCGUCUAGUGCUGCCAAAUGAGAAGUGA
Molecule: messenger RNA, 1317 nt
Organism: Fragaria vesca subsp. vesca
Lineage: Eukaryota; Viridiplantae; Streptophyta; Magnoliopsida; Rosales; Rosaceae
Product: peptidyl-prolyl cis-trans isomerase CYP37, chloroplastic-like
Exons: 12
Coding region: 91-1317 (408 amino acids)
Biological process (GO): protein peptidyl-prolyl isomerization
Molecular function (GO): peptidyl-prolyl cis-trans isomerase activity
Source: RefSeq, a predicted model, not a curated record